Molecule: messenger RNA, 1413 nt
Organism: Cucurbita moschata (crookneck pumpkin)
Lineage: Eukaryota; Viridiplantae; Streptophyta; Magnoliopsida; Cucurbitales; Cucurbitaceae
Exons: 4
Coding region: 84-968 (294 amino acids)
Source: RefSeq, a predicted model, not a curated record
GAAAGUCCGUCCCUCUGCAAAUCCAAGCAUCGUCUUCUUUCUUCGAGUCUGUGAAUUGGAAUUUGCACCGAAGGAGUUCAAAAAUGGCGCAAAGGACGAAUAAUAUAAAUAUUUGGCACUUAUUCAUUCUGCUAAAUUUCAAUCUGCUGCUUCCCUUUUCAUCUGGUGAAUCAAAUGAUGUCUGCAUUUCGCAAGGUGGUCGUUUCCCACCCUUCUCAUUGGAAGGAAAACCUCCGAAAAAGGUUAGCAAAGCACAAGAUUUGACGCUUUGUCGAGUCUUCCGAAAGAGGACUUGCUGUGGUGUAGCCCAAACGCACGCGGCUUUGCUUUCUGUUAGGAGGCUGGCUUCGACAGGGGAAGGCAACCAAGAAUGCUUGCAAUUAUGGGAACUUCUGGAGUGCUCAAUUUGUGAUCCACAAGUUGGCGUUCGACCGGGACCUCCUCUAAUAUGUGCCUCUUUCUGCAACAGAGUCUUCAAAGCUUGCUCUGAUGCUUACUUUUCUGUUGAUGCUAAAAUGCAGGUUCUAGCACCAUGUGGAGUGAAUGACUUUGUGUGUGGCAGGGCUUCCGAAUGGGUCUCGAAUGGCACGGAGCUUUGCAGCGCUGCAGGUUUUUCAGUUAAAAUUUCUGAUGAAGAAGCCUCUUGCUAUGGUAGUAAAGCCAGACUAGACUCCAUUGCUAAUUCGUGGAAGACUUCACCAUCUGUAGUGUCAUCACAAAGAACAGGUUACUUGGGUUUCUGGGAGGCUUUCCAGCAAUGGGUGAAAGAAAUGAGUUUUCAUGAACGGGUUUCGUGGCUGAUCGGGUCCAUGGUGUUUUCAGCAGGGCUUCUGUUUGCAAGCAAAAGGCAAAGUCAUAGCCAGCGCCAGAAAUAUGCCGCUAUUCAACGAGCAACGAAGAAAAUUGAAGCAAAUAUGAGUCCGAGUUCUCUUGGUACUCAAGGAAUCAGGAGAGGAAGUAGAAGAUGACUGACACCUAUGCCAAUUUAUGAGGUAAACUAUGCCUCUUUUCCAUUAACUUUCUUUUAAAAGAAAAAGGAAAAAUCAGACCUUCGAUGCUUUUUCACUCGUCUCUUCGUUGUACUCGUCUUCUCCCGCUUAUAUUCAUUGAGGUUCACCAUUUGUAGAAAAAAAAAAAAAAAAAAAAAAAGACUCAGCUGUCCAACAAGUUCUGAUGCUUGAAAAGUAGCAGCCAUGGUUGCUCUUCCAUUUGAAUGAAAGAAAGAAGAUAACAAUGGAGUUAUAUGUAGUUGUACAAUUGUAGGAAGAACUGGAUAAUGUGAUAAUUUCUCUUGAAUAGUGUAUUAAGAUUAAUCUCCUAAAGAAUUUUGGUGAGCAUAACAGUUUGUUGAUAUGGAGUGAUGAAGCAGCUUCUUUAACUUGGGUGAAUUCUGUAAUGUAGUUUUGAUAUUUA